CGGACAGACCUGGGCAGAUCUUGCUGCCUCCCCUUACCCGCUGCGCGGGCGCCGGACGGCCGCGGCGGUGCGAGGGGCAGCUGGGGGCCGGGACCAGGGCCAUGAAGGUGAAGAAGGGCGGCAGCGGGGCCGGGGCCACGGCUGGGUCGGACCCCGGGCCGGGGGCCUCGGGCUGCAAGGACGACGAGCCGGAAUCGGAGCCGGAGCCCCAGGCGCUGCGGAGGAAGGCGCUGAUCGGGCCUGAAGAUGUGUUGGGGCUACAGCGCAUCACGUGCGAUUACCUCUGCUCUCCAGAGGAGAAUGUCUACAAGAUUGAUUUCACCAGGUUCAAGAUUCGGGACAUGGAGUCAGGCACUGUUCUUUUCGAGAUUAGCAAGCCCCCUAAUUCAGAGAGAGACCUUAGCGAAAAGCGGGACGUGGACCCCAAUGCUGGCCGCUUUGUCCGCUACCAGUUCACCCCAGCCUUCCUCCGCCUGCGGCAGGUUGGAGCCACUGUGGAGUUCACAGUGGGAGACAAGCCCAUCAGUAAUUUCCGGAUGAUUGAGAGGCACUACUUUCGGAACCGACUCCUCAAGAGUUUUGACUUCGAAUUUGGUUUCUGCAUCCCCAGAAGCAAGAACACCUGUGAACACAUCUAUGAGUUUCCCCCGCUUUCGGAGGAGCUAAGUGCGUUUAUGGGAUGCACACGGGCAGUCAGUGAGAUGAUCCGCCACCCCUACGAGACGCAGUCGGACAGUUUUUACUUUGUAGACAACAAGCUGGUGAUGCACAACAAGGCAGAUUAUUCGUACAGCGGGGGGCCAUGACCUCCCCCAAACUGAGGCCCCUUCUGGCCUCCAACUUUCCCUCCACCCCAGCUCCUGGCCCCUCCCUCCAUCAAGCAGAUGGUGUGAUUUGCUCCCUACUGCCUGGGGGGUGUGGGGGUGGUUCUUACCUUGUCAUAUAUCCCCUCUGCUGAAAGUCAUGGGGAUCCCCAAGGUCCUUGAGUGAGAAAUGGGGUUCCCUUCCAUCUCAGUGGCUUCUCUCCCCUGCUAUCUCAAUUCUUCCCAGAUGUUAGACAGAUGCAUUUGUUGGGGUCUCAGAUUAUAGUUUGAAGAGGGCAUGUCCUCCUCUUCCAGGAAGGCCUUGGGUGGGAGGGGGGAGGUUGUUUGGUAAGGAUCUAGGGUAUUUAGGCGAUUGC
Trichosurus vulpecula (common brushtail) is the source of this 1180-nucleotide messenger RNA. It is a transcript of the gene UNC119, whose product is annotated as unc-119 lipid binding chaperone. Lineage: Eukaryota; Metazoa; Chordata; Mammalia; Diprotodontia; Phalangeridae. Gene Ontology annotation, molecular function: lipid binding. Gene Ontology annotation, biological process: lipoprotein transport; mitotic cytokinesis; negative regulation of clathrin-dependent endocytosis. The transcript has 5 exons. Bases 102 to 806 code for a protein of 234 amino acids. Gene Ontology annotation, cellular component: spindle pole; spindle midzone; intercellular bridge. The record is from RefSeq and is a predicted model, not a curated record.